AUGUCGUCGCUAGUUCAUCGCUGGUUAUUUUUGUGUGGUAUAACAUUAUUUGUGUUUAACAAAGGUAAGUACUUUAUGGUAUUAGUAAACGGAGGGCUAUAUUAGGCCUGUUUUAUACGUCGAAUUUUGGUAGGGUCGAAUGGAAUUAAGACAAUAGAUAAUGAGAUUAUAAACCUCUUUAAUUAAGCUUCAUUAUCUAUUGUUUGAAUCGCAUUCGACGCGACAGAAAUUCGACGGAUAAAACAGACCUUACUCCAAUGAUCGUCGCACUCUUCCCGAAAUCCUGUCAAAUUUCGCGAAGUCCCUAAAAUCUUAAAUACGGAAACUACUGUAUAUGACUAAAAUAAAAUUCCUGAAAAUAAAAGAAUAUGAAACUAAAAUUAAUUGCUGAAAAUGAUUAAAAGUGUCUACAUCUCCUGCAAAAUCCCUUUCAAGAUCCCAGACGUCCCAUCACAAUCCAAACAUCGAGCGGAAAUGCCCUUUAAUUAACAUCCGCUGCAAAAAAUCCCCAAAUAGUUGAAAUCAGAAAACUUCUAGUCGUACGCUUUUUUCAGACUGAAUAAUAUGAGCGUAGAGGUAUGUUGUCUGUGUAGAAUGUAGAUAGGAAUAAGUGCUAUAUAGUUGAGGGUUACAGAAUCCAACUAUCUGAAGAAUUAUGUGUUAACAAUUUAAUCGACGUUUCGGGCGAAGGCCGUUCGUCUGACUUUCAGACAUACAUGCAAGUCAGCGGUAAUCAUUGAUGUUGAAUUGUCUAAGGUUGUAUCGCGAUUUGCCCUGUCUUUGUUUGUUAGAUCCAUCCAGUUUAUAAUUCUAAAUCAUACAUGUUUUUGGAGCGGGGGAUUUAAAUUAACUUAACCUGAAGUUCAGGCCCUAAUUUAAUAGGGGCUGAACUUCAGGUUAAAAUUAACUAUACCACACGAUAUUCCACGUAUGUUCAGUUUUUUUGGAUUGAUAAGUCAAACGCUUAAUGCGCAGUGUCAAUGUCAAAUGAAAAAUGUUUGGAUAGCUUUUCCCAGUACAUAAAAUGGGUCAUAUUUACUCUGGUUAUAUAACCUUUUAGCCAUUCUCAGAAUUCAUGUACUGAAAUCUCUGAUGUUUCAAAUGAAAGCCAAAAGUCCUUCAAGUCAUGACGUGAAUAUAUUAUAGAUUGAAUUACACUGUACUUGAACUUCUUGCAAAGCUACGGAAUAUGGGGUCUUAUUGAUUCCGGCAGUAUCUAUAAUAAGUCUGCUAAGGCUAUAAAUGAUGUCCGUAAUGCAAUAGAGAAUAGUAUAUACCGGAAAAUGUGCAACAUAAUAACCUAAGUAACUUUAAAUAAUGAAGAACGAAAUAUUCAGUUUGACUGCACGCAAGUCAAACAGUACUGCUAAUUAUCGCUUUCUUGCGAGUCAGCAACAUUUCGAUUUUUAAAUUAUUUAAAAUUAGCCAUUAGGAUAUACAGUAUAUCGUGUGACACACGUUUCCAGUAUAUAGCCUUACAUGUAUAUACUGCGAUUAGCCUAAGGCAUAUAGACCCUAGCUAUAAUGCGAUGAGCCUACGAUGAUAUUAUAUUUUUCUGAAACCGCUCGCCCUGCUCUUUUCCUGUUUAAAAUCAGCAUUUUCCCCUUAAGGUCCAGGUUAGGUUAAUAUAGGUUUAUGGUUUAGAGUUUAGGUUACAAAAAGAUGAGAUUGUGUUAGAGAAAGGGCCAAAAUAUAAUAAAAGACAAGACUAUCGCUGCGUGUGUUCUGAUCGCAGCGUAAUAUCACAAAAUAAGCAACCCUGAAAUAUAUACUGUGCAUGACCUCGUGCUUUUCUAUUUUCGUUCAACGUUGUUAUCGUGUGAUGAAUAUAGAUGAUGUUUACUCUAUUCAGGAAUCAGGACUUGAAUAACGUUCCCAAGCGGUUCCCGAUCAUGAUGAUCGGCAGCCAUGCUUAUUGACUUUCCCUGCUUUCAGAUCCAUUUCCCUGCCGUCGAUCACAUAAGCAAUUUCUUGCCUAUCUUUGAUCGGUGCUAUUUGUCCUGCUAUUUGAGAGUAAAGGUUUUGUUCCAAUACUGAGUUGACUCACCUGAAAAGAUUGUAGUCAAUUUACUCACAAGUUUUGAGUACUAGCCUAAGGAAACUGUUUGGUAGCCGACGGACUUUGAGUAAAUUUACACUUUGAGUAAAUUUACUCAUCACAUUUUUGUAGCUGGUGGUGUUUACUCGAUAUUUCUUACUCAAACAUUUACCGGUGUAAAAAUACUCAAACCAUGAGUGACCAGUACAUUCUACUCACAUUGAGUAGAUUCGCAUCUUUACUCAGCUUUGAGUAAAUCGAUCAGUUUGGAAAGCAUAUUAACUCAGUGUUAGAGUAAAACAUCGAUUCUAUACUCGAGAAUAACGAGUAAAUAUGAAGCAACUUACUCAAAUGAGUAAUUUUACCGAUUAUAGCUGCGUAAACGAUAGUGGUUUACUCAAAAUAUUUUACUCAGGUGUUUGAGUUUGAAGUUAUACUCAGCAUAUUCGAGUAAAAAUACUCUUAAACUGCAUGAGUAACAUUGCAUUUUACGCAAAUUUAUGUGUUAAAAUAACUCAGAGCGAAAAAUGGAUUUUUUGCAGUGAUAUAAUGAAACUUGCGAUGACCAACAGUGACAACAGUUGUUAUUGCGGCCAUAUUCUCGGUGACAAAAGUAUUUGAGAGGAAAAUGAAAAAGCAUAAAAAAAUAUCAUGCACAUCAUAUAGAUUUCCACACACAAGAAUUGUUAUAUAUAAAGACGAAAUUGUCGCGUUGUGUCUUUUUAAUGUUUAUUUUUUGUUUGUAGGUUGUCGUGGUUUUUUCCUCAGGCAUACUCAGUCUGGAAAGUGUAUCACAGGAUCGGAUAAGCGCGUGUUAAACGUUACUUCUGGGUUAUCUUAUUAUGUUGUAAUGACUGACAACUGCUUGAACGUUAGUGGACAGUUCCGUUAUCGAGAUAACGAAAUGUUACAACAUAUCGAAACAAAAGGAACUUUGGUAGCUCCCCCAGAUAAAAUGUAUCACAGCCGCUGGGCUGUAUAUAAAGGUGUAUCACCUAGUGGAGAAAGCUACCAAAGCAAUCCUGUACAUCGUUUAAAACAAACAGCUGCUGGAUCUUUACAAUUUUACCAAAAGGGCACCGUAUGUGCUGAGCCUUCAAAACCCUAUGUGUUGAGUAAAACAUAUUGUGACAAAUUAAAAGAACAGUUUACUUUCGGUAAGUGGAAUACGGUGACACCGUACAAUUUUGUGAAAAUUAAUGUCAAAAGAUGUAAGAAGAUGUCUUAAGUUAGGGGGCAUGGGUUAUGAUGUUUGUUAUAAACCCAAGAACAUGAACUCGUUAUCUAGGGGUAAAAAAUAGAAUAUCAAGGCAUGAAAUGCCAUUUAAUUCCAAUACUAGUGUCUUGAUCUCGUCAUCGGCUUUGGUGAUUUGAAUUAUAUAUAAUGGCAGCAAAUUGCAUUACCUGUAAAUUGGAAAGAGCUAGGUCACGCUUUUAAAAUAGAGCUAUAUAUGUCCAUCUGUGUAAGAUGUAGGGGACCAAACCAAACCUUGUAUACUCGCGGCUUAUAGCUUAGUACUUUAUAUCAUUAUAGCUAUAGUAAAAAGAGAAAUUAAAUAUCUACAGUUUUUCCAGCUGGAUUUGGAGAGGGAGAUUGAUAUUUUAUUGUUAACUCCGUUUUAGGUUCAGUGACCGACUACGGCGCCAAAAUGGAAAAUGUUCAUUGUUCUUCAAUGCAACGUAUGGCGAUCAAGGGAGCUGAUUAUGGAGAUUUCAAUAAUAAUGACGUGUUUGAUGGCAGUGCAAGCAUUGACGCAAAGUGUAGUCCACUUUCCAAUUGUCAGGUGAAAUCUCGUUGUGGUGGAAAGAAAUCUUGUGAACGGAUCAUGGGCAGUAAUUUACUACCAUCACCAUAUUGUCGUGAUAAUUUAAAAGAAAUUUACAUCGAGUACACUUGUGUGGAUAGCAAUAGCUCAAGCCUCGGCUCAAACAUAACUGCAGGUAAAGUCGUCGAUAUUCUUAAAUAUAGAAAUAUUCAACAGCAGCGGGAUGCUUCCUAGAGUAGUAAAUGUAAUAUUUUAUUAACCCAAUGGAAUACAAUAUACAAGCACCUUUGUGCAGCUUUGCUGUGUAAAGCCUUUGCUAAAGGCUUGGUAAGUAGAAGCAACCACGCAUGCUACAUAUACGCUGCCUAUAUAGUAAUUGAAAAUAAUAAAAAAGGCCGGCGUUCAAACCCAGCAGCCGGUUCAACAUCGUCCAAGAUCAUCCAUGCAUGCAUCCACUAUUUAUUAGAGGUGUGCAAAUCCGAUCCGAAUUCGAUCGGAUUCGUUCGGAUUUCGGAACAAAAAUAUUCAUUUCGGAUCGGAUAGACAAAGUUGUUUUGUAGUCGGAUCGGAUCGGACUUCAAUAUUCGAAAUAAAAUGAAUUAAUUAUCCACGACAACGCGGUUGUCGCUGCAUUAUUCGUUUGAUACUUCAAUUAGUCGUCACUUUGUCACCCUUGAAAUGUAUUUCUUGCUUUUAUUUUUAUUUGGUUAAAUAUUUCCACUUGAAUGAAAAAUUUAUUUUAUUAAAGGAUUCUUCGGAUCGGAUCGGAAUUCUUUAUCAAAACUUGGAUCGGAUCGGAUUCGGAUUAGACAAUUUCGGAUCGAAUCGGAUUUUAAACAUUAGCCAAUUGUCGGAUUAUAAACGUCCAAUCCGAUCCGCACCUCUACUAUUUGUAGAGAUUAGGUUUGACAUCAUUCAAAAUUUUCAUCUAAGAUCCUCCCAAACAUUGUUGUAACGACUUGAGCGAGCCAAUAUUUUUCGAUAUGUUUGUAAUAUUUUCCUUAACAAAUCUUCAAAAUUUAACAGUUUCGAAAAAAUAAAGCGCACUCUUUAAUUCUAAACUUUUCGUUUUAGCAACCAAGAUGAGAUUAACACAUUGGGCAAACGAAGGUUUCAUCGAAAUAAAGGACGGUUUAAUUUGGCGAAGAGUUAAAGAAGAACAUUGGGAUAAAAAUCGUCAGAAAAUGCUGUGUCAGCAUUUGGGAUUUAAAGAAAUGGACACGAAUGAUAUUAGUUCUAAUUUUCAGAUUGGGGCAGGACGUGAUAUUGCAACUGGGAGCUUGAUAUGUUAUAGCACACGACCAAGUGAAACGUCCUGUUGUAUCAAUCUUGUUCGCUCCACAAGCACUUCAAAUUCUAAGUUGACGUGGGCCAAAUGUGAGUAAAGAACAUAAAAUCGGCUGACAUAACUUAACUUUAUUGAGGUAUUGGUUUUCUCCAUGUGUUCUUGUUCCUCCCACACCUAACCGACCCCUUUCACCGUACUAGAACUAUACUUCGUGAUCAAACAUGAGCCAUAUGCAGGUGGUUCCCUUAGAGAACCUUCAACACGAUCAAGUUCAGCUGCUCUAUUCGCCCAGUUUAGCUCCGCGCUCAGCUGCAUGUAAUGAUUAGCACACCUCCACAUACUUACCUUCCUAAUUGUUAAGUAUAAUGUUGAAACGCUGUAGCACAAUAUGUAUCUGACUUGCAUAAACAUGGGAAGAUAAAUUGGUGAUUUUAGUUCGGGGAUUCCUUUCACGUACGUCACAAGUUGGGAUUAGUGUACAGAUUUAUGCAGCAGCCCAAUGCCAAGGCGGGCGUUAAUUUACUCAGUUUUACUCUUUUAACUGUAGGCAAGAUAUGCGAUAAACCGCUAUCUCUGAGUGACGUUGACACGUUUUCGCCAAACAAAGUAUUUUCUGGUAGUGGUGGCUCUAAAUAUUAUGGAAACGUGAGAUCUAACAGAGCUGGUUGGUGUGCUUCGGGUUCCACACCGUAUCUUUUGCUCGACCUUCAAAAAGAAUAUCACUUAACACAUGUUAUGGUUAUAGCUGAUAAAGAACAAACAAAGUGGAGUAACUCAUAUUCAAUGAAAUACAGUCGUGCUGAAACUUUGAUCGGUAGUAGAUUAAUGCAGGUAUCUGAAAUAGUAAUCUGUUAGAUUCGAUUUUGAAGGAAUAAAGCGAUGAUAAUUCGAAAGAAAUGAAUGUUUAAUGCGGAGUUGUUGAAUCCACAUUACGGAAUUCUCCUGAUUUGCAUAAACAUUUUGCAUUAACCUUGCUUUUCGCCAGCUAUAUAUAUAACAUUGAAAUGAAAUGAAAAGCUUUAAGAUAUUAAAUAUUUUGCAACAGCAAACUGGACAUUGUCGCACAUUAAAAAAUCCAUAAUUUGGUUUGUUUUCCGUUGCUACAAUUUAAUUAACGCAACGCAAUGUUUAAUUUACGAUAACUAUUUUUUCUUCUAGAUCACAGGAAACCAGAACGGAUACCAAGCAUCCAUUACGCAGCUUGAUAACGUUUAUAAUGCGAGAUAUAUAAAGAUCCAAUCCAAAGGAAACACGGACUUUUGUCUUAGAAUAGAACUGUGUGGAGAAGGUACUGUAGGUUACUAGUAUUAGUUUCUUUAAUCUUUGCCAACCAAGGUAACUUACUAGAAACUUUCCAUGACAGGAGGGCAACUUCCCAUAUUACUUUUUGGUCCAGGGAUGGCUGCGAGAGAGGGGGGGGGAGGUGAGGCAGGGGCCAGGCUUUCCCCACUAUUUCUUCUGAAAAGAUUUUCUUCCGCACUUUUUCCACAAAUGGCUUCGUUCACUCCAUGAAAAAUUUGUUCGCUUAAUCAGGAUAGUAAAUUAAUAAUUUCGAAAAGUAAUUUUGUACAGGACAGACAAAAAAUGACUUCUGUAUAGGACCAGGUGUUUAUCUUUCAUCUUGAUCGAAACAUCCUAUUGAAAGACGCUUGAUCCCCCACACACACACUUUCAAACACACUCGCUCCGCUGUCACUGUGGGACUAGUCUUGUUUAGGGCUAACUACUCUUAAACUGACGAUUUGUGGACACUAACACCAAGAUUUUACUUUGUGUAAAAAUUAGUAAAAGUGAGAAAGACCCCUUGGCAAGGUGAGGGUAUACGUAAGUUCAAUAUAUUUGUUGUUUCACACCCUUUUCGUACCAUGCCAAAACAGGAUUUUCCUAGCUUCUGCCUUAUUUUCGUGAUGUGAACACAAGUCACCAGUUUUUUUUUGUGAAGGGUAAAUCAGGAUAGCAAACAGUUUUGAAAAGUAAUCUUUCCACGAUCUGUCAUUGUCUACGGGAAAAGCAUGCAAAAAAUAACGCGUGUGUUUUCAUAUAAGCAAUAUAUGUUUUUCUGAGGACUGGAUCAAAACAUCAUGCCAAGUGAUGUAAUAAUAUAUGAACAACGAGAGCGAGUGUUUAACCGGGAUAUCAUUGUUUUCGAGUGUUUGGAUAUCCCCGUGAAACACGAGUUCGAGUUGUUUAUAUGGCUUCUCAAAUGAAUCGAGACGUAACAGAAUGUUUUCGUUUGCUGAUUUGAAUAGAAUUCUUAACCAAGCAUAGCGUAAUUAGGAAUUCUAUUCAAGUAAUUUUGCAUGCGUAAUUAAGAUAUUUGAUGAAAACACUAUUGACUUUCAUCAAGUUUCACCGGGUUAUCCAAAUGGCAUCUUGUGAUCAAAUAGGUGAUUAUCGUUGGCUGAAUUGCUCAUGAAUUAUUAAUGAAUUUGAGAAAUGUGAAUGAAAGUUGAUCAAAACACAUUCUAUUCUAAGAUUAGAAGAAUUCAUUAUUAGAAGACAGAUUUUCUAAGAUGGGAAACUUUUCUGAAACAAGAAAUCCAUCUGCGUAUAAGUACUAUUUAAAUUAAGACGCGAGCAGGAGUGUUGUAUCAGAUAUAAAACACUAGAGCGCAGCUCGAGUGUUUUAUAUCUGAUAAAGCACGGACUGCGAGUUAUUAGACGAGAAACUCGUCUUGGAUUUGCAUUAAGGAUUUUGGGAAAUUUCCGGUUUUAGGUUGUUUUCGUUCCAUAUUCAUCAUCUCAGACGGAAAUUCAUCAAACGAGCUUCUCGGAAAUCCAUUUUGUUAUAUGAAUUCAGCUAUUAGGUUAUAUUACACUUAUCCUGUGACAAAAUUAAAAAAUAUUGGUAUCGAUCCCUUAGCUUCUUUUCUCUCAAAUUGUUAAUCGAGGGUCCUGAAGGGGGGGGGGGGUGUGGUCCCAAUCCCAUUUCCCACCUGAAAUUUUGGCAAAAUCCCAGUCCCAGUUGGAUUUUUAUUACAAAUCCCAGUCCCAGUUACUGAAAUCCCAGUCAAUAAAAAACCCUUUAUUUAUCGGUAGAAUAAACAGUUUUAAGACCUUUUAAGCAAGUGGCGGACACUUUAUGAAAUAUUAGGAGGGGCUCGUGCCGAAGGCACGAAAAAUUUUUAAAUUUGAAUCCCGGAAAUGGUAUUUGCAGCAUUCUGAGACACGCAUAAUCAGAAAACCCAGAAUUCCGGGUGCCAAAGUAUGCCUGUUCGCAGGUAGUGCUGUGAAUAAUAUAGUUAACAACAAAAAUCAUGACCAAAGACACCAAAAACGGAUCAAAAAUGUAUUUUAAAAUACUCAAAAUGCAGAAAAAUUGGGAGUCGACUCGCAUUACCUCAAUCCCAUUCCCAUUUUUGAGGACUUCAUUUCCCAUUCCCAGUGGCCAAAUCCCAGUCCCAGCAACCCAAAUCCCAUUUUCCCAGGCUAAAAUUAGAUCAAUCCCAGUUCCUAUUUUACCCCUUCAGGGCCCUCUUCACGUUGUAAAUUUGACCUAUACUUAACUACCACCUCCGCAGGCCGUACAGCCGUAAUGAGUAUGCCCGUUCGCAGGUUGAAAUUUGAAAUUUGAGACGAAGGCUUGCGCAAUCUCGUUCCCAAGUGUAUGUGGGAACGAGAUUGAGGCUUGCGUAGUAUACUUAACAAAUCAAACGAUCCCAAAUUUUUGAACAUCUGUCAAAACCAAGCUGCAUCAAUAGCAUGUUUUAAUUUCUUACCAAACAUUCUGUUGUUUUCACAUUUAGUGCAAACUCCAGCUCCUGCAUACGAUAUUAACAUUACACCAUACAAAUAUGCAGCACGUGUGACGUGGAGAAUACGUACAAGAACUGAAGACUCCAGUUAUAUAACAAAGAUCAAUUUAUAUCUCAACAGUAGAAAAUACCAGACUAUAUCUCGAAGAACUAGUAUCAUUAUUAAAAGACUUGAACCGUUCACCCAGUAUAAAGUUGAAAUAGAGACUGAAGAUGGUUCUUCGGAGAAGAGCAAUAAAGUUUAUAAAGAUUUUUGGACUAAGAAAGCAGGUAAACGUAGCAAAUACGUUUGCUGAAACAAGUAUGUAUACCCGUAAUUCCUCUAUCAAAAAUUUGAACUCCCCUCUGAAAUCUGAGGUAUGCAUCUUCCUAUCUGAUGAGUCCUAAUUUUAUAAUACUGACAAUGAUAACAUUUUUCUGAUGUGUACGUACCACAAAAUGUUUUGAGAAAUAAAAGGGAUCACGAAGUUUGUUUUAUCAAUGUACGUUAAUUUUACGUCAGAAGCGUAGUUAGCUUGUAAAAGUUGGGGAGGGGGCCGGGGGGGGGGAGGAGGAGACUCCCACAAGGUGCAACCCACAAGGCGCCACCAUGCAUGGUUGGCGCGGAGCAUAAAACUUUUGAAAACUUGGAGUCACCAGAUCGUCGGAAAUGGCAUUUUCCGGGUAGGAUGUUAUCUAAAACUUUCGUUAAACUCUUUCAAAUUCUGUCAUUAUGAUUUGUAAGCUACAAAAUAUUUUACUUUGUAGUUUCUGACUGCGCUAGAUGAUAGCUAAUUGGGAAAGUAAAUACCGCUGCCUAACAAGCAAAAUAAAAUUUAAAGACCAAAACAUCAAAAGACAAAAAAUAAACAAAUAUUGAUAGACAAAGUUGUUAUGAUGUAUAGAAUAACAAUAAACAAUUGCUGAUACGUUAUUAAUAUGAUAUAAAUUUUACGGUUUCAAGUACUUCCAGUUUCGAGAAUUUCGCAGUAAUUUUUUAUUAUUUUUUAAAUCCAAUAUUUUUCUUUUUGGGGGGGGGGCGGCGAAAUCUAUCCCGGCCCUCGGCUUAUAAAAUAGCCCCCCCCCCCCACCCCUACGCCCCUGUUUUACGUGGAACAAUUCAUCUUGUAUAUACACUAUUAAAGAAUCCCCGUAAUUUUACAUGAAAAAGUACUGGCAGCUGGGACGCCAGAGCAUGUACAGUAAUUUUACAGAGACUAUUAUUAUAUAAUUACAGAUACUAUAUUUCUACCGUAAAUUUAUACUGUAAAAAGGAUGUUUCCAAACACAAUCUAUUGCACCGGAAUAUGCAAUUUCAGUAUAUUUUUUUCUUCUGUGUUGGUGUUUUUUCUUCUGUGAAUAUGAUGUUUGUGAUGUUAGUCUGAGUGUAUAUUCUCACCGUGCAAACUUGAAAAAUACGCCUGGCCACGGUGGGAAUCGAACCUACGACCUUUUGAAUACUAGCCCAAAGCUCUAGCAACUGACCUACGCGGUCAGGUCGGUUCGAGUAUAUGAUAUUUCGGAACUGAGUCUAUAUAAUCGAUAUGAAUGCAAUCUAGAAAUCAUGAUUUUUUUGUAAAAAUUAAUUAACAGUACAUUAUUCGGUAAAAAAACAGAUAUCUUUGACAGUUUACCUUACAACCACUUCUGAAGUUUACAUGCCAUUUGCAAUAUGUGAAUAUGGCGUACGAGUAGCGGACUUGGGAGGUGCUAAAAGAUCUAGAAGUUGCGAUUUUGCUAAAUACAUAGAAAUCCCUAAAGUUUUGUUUAACAGUGUGUGGACGUAUUCUUUGAAACUAUACUCCUCACUUCCAUGCAUGCACUACUUCGGUGAAUAACUUAAUUAUACUGUUAGCACUCCUGUAUGAUGAUCUGCAAGCUUUGCAAAAGUAAAUCAAAAUAGACUUGGUUUUUCAUAAACAUCAACAAAUUAUAAUUUAGACCUCACCCAUAGUCUGAGCUGACGUCAUGCCUAUGCUAAUAUAAUUAUAGUAUCUCAUUCUUAAUCCCUGUGAUAAACGGUUUAAAGCAUUCACUGUAUAACACAAUAUACCCAAACAUGUAAAAUGAUAUAAAUGGUUCUAGCUGGGGAUUUCUCUCUCAUUACAUAUUAUACGCCAUUUUCCUCUAUUUUCACUGUAGACAAACAUGUGAUAAACCUUUAGGCUUUACUGAAAGAUGCACAUGCAAUUUUCCAAACGAAGCAUUUUCGGGCAGUGGUGGUUCUAAAUAUUAUCAAUAUAUGCGAGGUUUUCUGGAAGCGCCUGGUGCACUUCGACGUCUUGCUCGUAUCUUUUGCUCGACUGACAUGGUUUUUGCUCGACUGACAAUUUUCGGUUUCAUUAAUACUAUACUAGCCCGAUAACGGCGAGACGUUAAUUUACUUUCUCUGUUUUAACUGUAGGUAUGAUAUGCGAUAAUCCGUUACUCAAUGACGCAGGAAACGAAGUAUUUUCUGGCAGAGGUGGUUCUACAUAUUAUCGAUAUGCGAGGUUUACUGGAAGUGGCUGGUGUGCUUCAGGUUUCGCACCUUAUCUUUUACUUGAUCUUCAAAAAGAAUAUCACAUAACACGGGUUGUGGUUAUGGGUAAUAAAGAUCAGACACAAUGGAGUGAGUCAUACUCAAUGAAAUACAGUCAUGAUAAAACUUUGGUGGAUACGAGUAGUGCGAUACAGGUAUAUUUGCUAUGAAAAUAACGAAAAGGUAUUUAUGGUUGUAAUAAAAACUUUGCUGAAAAGAAUGUAGGUAUAAAUAGCAAUUAACGUCAUUCUUAUUAAGCACUAUAUCAAACCCCAAAGUCUUUUACUUCAGGUUUAUUGAUUUAGCCGUAAUAUAUUUUUAUCAUGCAUGGUCCAGAAAAAACUAUAACCUGCAUGAUUUUCCAGUAAUGACUCUCGACCAAACAGACAAACUGAUAACGUUUUACUAGUUCUUCCUCUGAAAAGCCUUCGGCCAGGGAAGAUGGCGUUGGAAAACGUUUCGUAAGCGGUUGCCUUUCAACUGAUCAUUUCGCUCAUAAAAGUUGACAAGCUGUAAAACCGCCAUUUUUAAUUAUUUUUGGGAAGUUAACGACACCCUAGAGCAUGCAUACAGUUAACUUUAACUAGACGUUAACUACCGUUAACGCUAACUACUUUUUUAUACAACCGACUUAAUUAACUACUUGAUUAAAGUUAAUCACUAUUUAAGGUGACUCGAUACAGUUUUCAAAAAUCCAGGUGUUCAACACUUUGACAUGUUCAAACUACGAAUUUUUAGGAUUUAUUCAGCAGAUAUUGGGGUUUUUACAUAUUUUGAUAUCUCUACUUUCAAAUUAUAUUAGUUUUACUAACAGAUAGUUCGUUGCUAUGACGACAUACAUGUACGAAAUUUACUCCAAAAUGGCCUAUCGUCUCGUAUAGUUGAAAAAGAAGCAUGGUGACCCCCAAUUUUUUUUCGUGCACCACUUUACUUGGACGAAAAGCUAACAAUUUACAAAAUAUAAAAAAAUUCUGUAAUGCCAUUUUUUUGGAAAAUGCGAAAAUGUCGUAAUUAUUCUUUGGUAAAAUGUUUUUGGUAUUACAGAAUUUUUUAAUUUUUUGUAUAAUGAAAGUUUUUAGCGGUGCUAUACAUCAUGCAAAAUUUUAACAUAUAUAAGUCUGCAGAUAAAAUGGAGAGAUAUAGCGCAUUGCAUAUAGCGCAACCGCAAACUGGACAUACCGCAGGUCAAAAUAAAUCCAUAAUUUGGUUUGUUUUCCGUUGCUGCAGAUUCACGGUACUGGCGGAACACAACGUUUAAUUUACGAUAACUGUUUCUUCGCUAGAUCACAGGAAACCAGAACGGAUACCAAGCAUCCAUUACGCAGCUUAAUAGAGUUUAUAAUGCGAGAUAUAUAAAGAUCCAAUCCAAAAGAAACACGAACUUUUGUCUUAGAAUAGAACUGUGUGGGGAAG
Messenger RNA from Paramuricea clavata, 12761 nucleotides. Lineage: Eukaryota; Metazoa; Cnidaria; Anthozoa; Malacalcyonacea; Plexauridae. The record is from the annotation of a GenBank genome assembly.